Molecule: messenger RNA, 2128 nt
Organism: Gigantopelta aegis
Lineage: Eukaryota; Metazoa; Mollusca; Gastropoda; Neomphalida; Peltospiridae
Exons: 4
Coding region: 48-836 (262 amino acids)
Source: RefSeq, a predicted model, not a curated record
GUGUAUGAUAUUCUUCCACUGACGGAGCUGCCAUUCUAAAGACGAGUAUGGAUCGGCCGGGAUCCGAGUAUCAUCAAAUGGUUCUUCCUCUCCACCAGUUAGAACGAAACAAAGAAUUAGCCGAAGAACGACGAAACCAGUUGUUGGAGAUAUUCCGUCGUAUCGGCAUCAUCAUGCUGUCACUGAGCUUCCUGCUCGCUGUCAUGGGACUGACCGCCAUUUUGUUUGCCACUGAGACGCCCGAGUUUACUUUCGCGACGGGAGUUCCUCUCAUCAUAGGUCUCCUGGGGAUUCUUGGAGCGGUGGAGACAUAUGUCCUGGCAGUCAAGGGGACCAAUCUAGAAAAAUACACAAUGACGAGGAAACUGAAAUGUCAUUUUUACGGUUUUGCAUUUACCACGUGCGGAGCUUUGUUCUCGGGAGUUGCUUACCUCAUCAUCAGCCUCUCCGAGCACUCGGACGCCACCACACUCGUGCACGGGGCAGAUGACGGAAUACGUCAUCCGCUGGGCGUCGUGCUUUCCAUUCUCAUCGCGAUGGUCUGCGCAUGCGGCAUGAUUGCCCUCGGUUUCCUCAUAGCGUUCCAGCGCCCCCUGGGAAACGGUGAGAUGGCUAUUUACGAUCGAUGGACGGAUGACACAAAUCGGGCGGAAAGCGCCAAACAUAAAUAUUUGCAGAUGAAAACCCUGAGAGAGGAUGAGCCGCCGGAUAUGAAGGGUCAUCUUGAGUUUGAGAACCCCAUGAUGUUUGGUAAUGGCGGCGUUGGGGAGGAGAAGCCACCGGAAGCUAUUAUGGAACCGUUGAUGGACAACCGUGGAUAUUACGUGUGGAAUUAAUUAAAUCGGACCUACAAAAUACUCAGUCCUACCCUGCGUCCAGAGACAGUGAACAACGCUAACGGUCAUUUUCAUUCAUACGUAUUUUGUUGUGCUUAUAUCCAAUUAAGGUUCAAGCACGUUGUCCUAGACACACACCUCAGUUAUCUAGACCGAUGGCUUAACCACUUCACCACAGAGGCUGGUCACGCUAACUAAAUGUUGCUGUUCGGGUAGACGUGAAGCAAAUGCUUCCAGUGAACGUGAUUCUGUUCUGACUAGCAGAACGUCAGGCCUCUACAGGCAGCUGCCGCUAUCUUCGGGACGACUAGAUGGCCACAGUUUGCUUCAUAUAAUGAUGCGGGCUUUUAGUAAUAUCACUAGCUUAUAAAUAAAUUACCAGGAAGCAGAUAUUUUACUGUUCUCCCAGGCAAAAUACUGCUGCGCCUGAUCUAGAAUUGUUGGUUUACGUGCCUGAAUCCACUGGAAGUUCAGAAGUGUCCACCACAAAUUAUCACCGACAAUGAUUCUGUAAAAAAAGAAAGAAAGUCUGUGCCGGUGUAAAAGGAACGCUGGUUCCUACGAACAGUAGUCCUGUCGGACCUCCAUAGCUUAGGAACCAUAGUCCUACCCGGACUUUCAUACCUGGUUUAAUUUUAAGUGGGUUUUUUCACUAGGACCUUUAUUCCUUCCGGACUUAAAUUCCUUCUACAGUGACAGAAAUACUAGUCCGGCAAAUUAGAUGUCCGAUUGUUAAACUCUGCAAUUUGCACGAGCUGCCAGAAAGACACUAGCAAAAAAGUGAUGUUUUGGCAGCUAUACCUCGUUGUGUGAUGGAUAACUGUGCGAUUCUCGUAAGAGUAUUGUGGGUUUGAGUAUACACUUAAUUAUUUGUUUACGUCAGAGACUUGUGGAUCGGACUUGUGAGUGAAUUUUUGUAAUCGUCUUACAUUUUUGUUAGCAUAUUGAAGUAGGACGAGUAUCUUGCUUUUUUCAAAAGUAUAUAAUGCAACUACAGAUAUAAAGUAGGCUAUAAUUAUGUCCAUGUGUUCAACAAGAAGAAAUAUAAAUAAAAAACCCAAUGUGGAGCCUAAAAUUGUUUUUUUUUUAAAGAUAUAUGAAAACUGGUAACAUAAAAAACGUAACAUUUGACGAACAGCAAAAGGCAAUUUCUAUAUACACCUACAUACUUUUUAAUAAUAUGUUUUGUAAGUUUAUAUUUUGACUGCAAGUCACAAUCCGAUUAAUUGUGAUUUUCUUAAUCAUUGUCCGACCGGACUUCCAUUUCUUGGAAUCCUAGUCUGUGGGACUUG